Messenger RNA from Alternaria incomplexa, 1425 nucleotides. RefSeq lists its product as uncharacterized. The transcript has a single exon. Bases 1 to 1425 code for a protein of 474 amino acids. The record is from RefSeq and is a predicted model, not a curated record. NCBI's taxonomy places the organism in Eukaryota, Fungi, Ascomycota, Dothideomycetes, Pleosporales, Pleosporaceae.
AUGUCUGCGGCACACAACAGAGCGACUGCCGACGAUCUCCGUCUUUGGAAGGUCGACAGCUUCACGGAUUCCUCUGGACGGACAUCGUGUGCCAAGGAUGGACGAGAGCACUUCCGACUUCGCUGUCUUGCACUUAGGAAUGUUGUGUCAACCCUAAGGCAAGAUUAUCAGUCCAAGCAGGCGAAAGAAGUGGAACUCGAAGACUUCAUCGCCCGGAAGCUUGAAUACACGGACAACCCAGACAAUGCUGCGCAUGCUGCCUUGUACCAGAAGCGCCUGUUAGUCCAUCAAUCUACAGCUCAAGCUACUAAAGAAAGACUGGCACGCGUUGAAGCAGAGCUGGAUUUCGUUCUGGAGCACAAUAGCGAGGCGAGGGUCUUUUGCGAACUUAUCUCCGAGAAGUUGCCCACAGAGCUUGUAGACAUAGUCUAUGCUUAUGUUGAACCAUACCCCAAGGAACUUGAAGUCGACUAUGAUGUCGACCACAAAGAGCCUUUGGGAGACGAAUUCAACAACCAAGAAGUCGUGGAACGAGUAUACACCUCUAAGUCUCUGAACGGAGAGUUCAAUGGAAAAGAUUGCAAAACGCCCUGGUAUCUAGACACCAACAUCGUGAGCCCCGAGUUUGCCGAGGAGAAACUGAAGGCGUUCCAUCGCGAAACGGUUUUCUCUAUCGGCCGGUUAGUACACCUCACACGCUUUUUCAACCAAAACCGUUGGAGGGAAUACGAGCACCUGGUCCCAAAAGAAUUCGUGCGCAACAUUCAUCUCAAGAUACCGUUAGAUAUGUGCCACAUGGAAUGGAUAGGCCCGGAAGGCUCAGAAUCUGCGGAGGAAAGCCAAGCAUAUCUAGACGCACUCUCAGACUCUGUGGAUGGAGGUUCAGAAUCUGAAGAGUACGACUCAGUACUUGGGGAAAGCCCGGCGAAGUCCCUAUGGGGACUUGUCGCUGGAGAUGUGCUCCUGAAAGAGCUCGCGCCGCUACAUACCCUCACACAGAAAGGAGUUCGAAUUACUAUAGACAUUCGACCCAGCAUGAGGACUUGGUCCUACCUUCUGCCAAAACAUAUCAUGGAGGCAUGGGAGGACUCUUCCCACGAGGGCCCAUUCAAAUAUGAAGGGAGCGACGAAGCAGAAAAUGAGUGGGAAAACACGGAAGACUUUGAACUCAUUGGACGUCUUCUGCUGCUGGUGCUGAUGCAGAAGUUGCUGCCGUUCUUCCAGGAUCUGGUCAAGAAUGGACAAGUCGUAACGAUUCUGGAUGGCCGAGAGAAGUGGUCUUGGGUCAUGAGCAGGGACAGCAUGAGUGUGGAUGACUUGCUUGAAUGUAGGCAGGCCUUUUGGGCUCAGAAGCCAGAAGGCGUUUUCGGGGGCCAGGAGUUGGAGUUUCGUAUACCGGCUGUUGACGACGUUGGAGACGUAUAA